AUGGCCUAUGACCGGCACGUUGCCAUCUGCCAGCCCCUGCUCUAUGUGACCAUCAUCUCCAGCCGUGUCUGCUGGCAGCUGGUAGCAUCAUCCUACCUAUUUGCCUUCCUCAGUGCCACCGUCUACACAUGGUGUGUGUUUGGAGGUUCCUUCUGUGGUCCCAACCGCAUUGACCACUUCUUCUGCGAUGAAGUUCCUGUGCUGAAGCUCGUGUGCUCUGACACCCACAGCAGUGAGAUGGUCAUCUUUGCCUUUGUCACCAUCAAUGUGGUGGGCACGAGCAUGAUCAUUUUGCUCUCCUACAUCUCUAUUCUCCACACCGUGCUGAGGAUGUGCUCAGCACAGAGCAGGACCAGAGCCUUCCACACCUGCACCUCCCAUUUGAUGGCUGUUGCCUCCUUCUUUGGUACAAAGGUCUUCAUGUACUUACAACCUCCAUCUAGUCACAGGAGUCAGGAUAAAGUGGCCUCCAUCAUCUAUACCAUCAUCACCCCCAUGCUCAACCCAUUCAUCUAUCCUUGA
Messenger RNA from Melopsittacus undulatus (budgerigar), 522 nucleotides. RefSeq names its product olfactory receptor 1020-like. NCBI's taxonomy places the organism in Eukaryota, Metazoa, Chordata, Aves, Psittaciformes, Psittaculidae. Gene Ontology annotation, biological process: G protein-coupled receptor signaling pathway; sensory perception of smell. Gene Ontology annotation, molecular function: olfactory receptor activity; odorant binding. Gene Ontology annotation, cellular component: membrane. The record is from RefSeq and is a predicted model, not a curated record. The transcript has 2 exons. The coding region runs from base 1 to 522 and encodes 173 amino acids.